CGAGGAGGCCCCGGACUGCCCCGCCGACGAGGUGCCCGCCCUGCCCCACCCCCUCUCCAUGCCCAUUUUGUGGGACGGGGAGCAGACAUGUGACGGGAUGAGUAGAGCAGGGCUAGACGCUGGCUAGUGAUGAUUAUUGAAUAUUUAACUGAUUCUCUCUUUGUUUCAGUUUCCUCUGACUUUGGCCGAGCCGACCCAGGCCUCCGCCAAGGCCCAGCAGGCCAAGGUCGCCGAGCCGACCCAGGCCUCCUCCGAGUCCCAGCCCCGCGACAAGGCCCAGCAGGCCAAGGUCGCCGAGCCGACCCAGGCCUCCGGCAAGGCCCAGCCUCGCGCCAAGGCCAAGCUGGUCCAGGACCCCGCCAAGCCGACCCAGGCCUCCGCCGAGGCCGCCUUCACCAUGGGCCGUCGCCGCCUGGCCCACCGCCCAAUAGCGGUGGUGGCCCCGGAGCCUAAGGCAAAGAAAAAUGUGUUUGAGCGACUCACGCCGCCCGGCCGGCCAAGCCUACAGGGGUUCGACCCCAGGGCGGCCGCGACGGCCGUCGCGGCCUACCAGGCCCCGGCCCCAGCCCCAGCCCAGGCCCCGGCCCCAGCUCAGGCCCAGGCCCAGCAACCCCAGGUCCAGCACCCCCCGGCCCAUGUAGUUCAAGCCCGUGGGCAGGCCCACCCAUAUUCAGUUCCUAAGUUGACAGUAAAACAGCUUGCCGAGGCUAUCAAAAGAACAAGGAAAUAGCUUUUUUUUAAUUUUUCCCUUUUUCAUCAUAUUUUAUUAAGUAAAAUCAUGUUUUUUGUUAAAAAAUCAGUAAAAAACCAAUCAUGAUCAUCCUAUUCUAGUGUUGUCUUUUAACCUCUGAUGAAAACUCUCUGGUGAAGUGUUGGAAGGUAGAGGAAAGAAAAACAUGUGGACGUUUCGAAUUCUUUAUUGAUUUAAAAGUAUGUACAGAGUUACACGAUUCUCGAGGUAAAACUAACAUUACUUUGAUACAAUUCACAAGUUAAAUUAUUUUACAUUGUAAUAAUAACAGAAUGUCAAACAGAUAAUGCAUGAUAAAACUUCCGAGGUAACAGAAAAAAGUCUAUGAGUUAAUACAAAUGCUCUAUCACGAUUCUAUGACGGGGGUUCUAUAAUUCAAAGAGUAAUGUGUUGUGCACUACAACACAUUGUGUUAUCACAAUAAUCUUUUGUCCAUGCAAGUUAAACUUUCCACUAAGAUUUAUCAGAACAAGUCUCGAUUCUUGGAGAUAACUAGUUUUAUUUAAAAGGAACAGACACUAACGUAGCACAAUUUUGAGGGAACUGUUUUAUUCAAUUGCUUUGACAGCAUAACAAGAUCAUGUCAGUUUUUGAAAAUCGAAGAAAAUAUGUCAUGCAAAAACAACAUGAAAGGUUAGACUUGAAACUUUACCUAACUAGUUUUACUUAAACACAAAAGAAUAGACACAAGCAUAGCAUAAUUUUGGAGACCUAGUUAAAAGAAAGAGAUUGGACAUGCAAAAUUAUUUAGUGUCAUGCAAAAACAAUGAAUAAUUUUAAGUGAAAGAAAAAUCAGACA
Molecule: messenger RNA, 1550 nt
Organism: Frankliniella occidentalis (western flower thrips)
Lineage: Eukaryota; Metazoa; Arthropoda; Insecta; Thysanoptera; Thripidae
Product: atherin-like
Exons: 3
Coding region: 398-730 (110 amino acids)
Source: RefSeq, a predicted model, not a curated record